UGAGCACUUUUUAGGCUCCCAGCUGUUAAUGAAUAAAAUUUCAGAGUCAUAUUUACCAGGUCAGAAGCUGACUCUAAUGUCCAUUGGGACUGUCAACAUACAAGUGGUAUUACAGACACUGCAGUAAAUCACUUGUGAUGGCAACAGUUUAUUUUGGUUCAGGGCGGGAUGUAAAGUGAUAUGGCACAUCUGCGGAUGAUCAGUUUCCUGAAGGGAAAUGAAUGACAGUACGAUAAAAGUCCCCCAGAUGCAAGCCCUGCCCUGAAUAAAAUGCAGGAAAGGACUACGCCACCCCGUCAAAGAGCAGGCAGACAGCAAGGCACAGAGAGUGAGAGAGAGAAAGACACCCAUUUACAGCUUUACUGCCUUAUUCAGUCCGUCAGACUUGCUCUCACUGCCACCUCUAUCUUAUACUCUCCCUCUCUUUUGCUCUAUAGUCUUUUUGAAUCUUUCUCUUCUCACAGACACACACACACACUCAUUGAAAUACACUCAUUCAACUCAGCUCAUUCACAGGCACGGGUCAGGCAGCCUCACAUUUCACCUUGCUCUGUCCCUGGCUGAGAGGAGAGAGCCCUGAAAGGUGCAGCCAUCACACAGGACAUAGGAUCCCGCAACUCUGUCAGGUUGGACUGAGAGACCUGGAUGCUCCUGGAUAAUCUGACAAGAUCGAGACUUUAGAGAUUUCAAGAUCGAGAGAUUUCUUUAGGAUGGAGUUGCAAAGUUCUCAUUCAUCAUUCUGAAGAGCAAAACCAACAGACAGCUGGUUACAAGACCAAAGAGAAACACUUGAGUUUGAAAUUAGUCACAUUCUUUUUGAAGGAUUUUUUUUAUCCUCUCUUCCCAUGUUCCUGUUUACGGGUUCUGCGUGAGGCAGAGUGCCCAGCGAAGACCCACAUCAUGCUGACUACUUGUGCAAGGUGCACCUUGGGAGUCUGACCCAUCAUGCACAAAUGGACACCUACUACCGCUGGUCUCCACUCCGACCUCACCUUCACCGGCUCAGCCCUCCCUUCUUUUCCUUUUCCCUUGGUAUGCCUGUCCCUGCUCUUUCUGGCUUGCUCUGCUCUUGGAGGUUGCCCGCCUGCACUGGGCCAUGACCCCCUUCAUGUGCUGGCACAGGGCACAAACUGCUCGUGGACUCUGGAGCGGCACACGCGCAGCUACAACCACCUCGAGGGUGACGUCCGUCUUCGGCACCUCUAUUCCGCCAACAAGUUCUUUCUCUGCAUCGACAAGACGGGCAAGGUGGAUGGCACCCGUCGGAAGAAUUACCCUGACAGUCUGAUGGAAAUCCGAUCUGUCAGUGUGGGAGUUGUCGCCAUCAAAUCUGUCAGCACUGGCCUGUAUCUAGCUAUGUCCAAAAAGGGAACGCUCUUCGGAUCGGUCAGAUACAGCCCCAGCUGCAAGUUCAAAGAGCGCAUCGAAGAGAACGGCUAUAACACCUACGCCUCGCUGCGCUGGAAGCACAGGGGCAGGCAGAUGUUUGUGUCGCUGAAUGGCCGAGGGAAACCCCGCAGAGGUCACAAAGCUAGACGGAGACACCCAUCUACUCAUUUCCUCCCUAUGCUGGCCACAUAGCUGGACUCUUCCUCAUGAGCAAUGCUAUGCCAUCUGCAUAUGCCAUCUGCAUCGAUGGGGACUUAUUAAAUGCUAUUAAGUUCUGGUUUGUCUGUUUUUUCCUGAGUACUGUCGCACAGUACAUUAACUUAUUACUCUGUCUUCUGGCUCAGCUUAAGGCCCAGUACAGUUUACAGUUUAAAGCAAGGCUGUUAAUAUGAUGUAUACACAGGUUACAUAUUAAUGUUAUUGUUGAGUUAACUAGGCAUUUACUGCAUCUAUCUGUUCUCCUAUUGUGGCAUAUUUCUGAGUGACAUCAUCAACCCAGUCUCAUUGUAAAAAAAAUAAAUAAAUAAAAGUACCUGAAGAAAUAACUUUUAUUCAGCAAGGACACAUUCAAUUGAUCAAAAGUGACAGUAAAGACAUUUAAAAGGUUAGAAAAGAUAU
Molecule: messenger RNA, 2007 nt
Organism: Cyprinus carpio (common carp)
Lineage: Eukaryota; Metazoa; Chordata; Actinopteri; Cypriniformes; Cyprinidae
Product: fibroblast growth factor 22-like
Exons: 5
Coding region: 946-1581 (211 amino acids)
Biological process (GO): positive regulation of protein phosphorylation; fibroblast growth factor receptor signaling pathway; cell differentiation
Cellular component (GO): cytoplasm
Molecular function (GO): growth factor activity; fibroblast growth factor receptor binding
Source: RefSeq, a predicted model, not a curated record